GUCCUCUGGGGAUGUUGGGACAAGCUCUCGUCCUCACAUUCCUCCUGCUCCUCAACGGGCAUCAGGCCCAAGAUUCUGCUGAACCUGUGGUCGGACUCUCGGGAAUGCAACUCUCCCUACAACCCCCCACAACACAGACAAAGCACAUAAACUCUGUUAAAUGGAAGAUACAGAGGAACUCAACUUCAAAAAUUUCCGUGAUACUGACUUGGAAGAAUAAGACUAAAGUGUGGACUAAUGAUUUAAAAGAGAUCUUCGAUUUUAGGGAAAAGAAUUUAACUCUUCUCAUCAAAGCAGCUCAGCCGAGGGACAGUGGCCUGUACCUCCUGGAGGUGACUGGUGACAGUGGGGAAGUUAAGCAUCACCAGUUCCAGGUUUCUGUAUUUGAAUCUCUGCUUCCAGAUCCCAUAGGGACCCUUGAAGCAGUGGGGGAGACGAAGGUCCUGGGUGGAGGGAAAUGCCAAGUGUCGCUGUCCUGCUCAGUCUCUGGAGGUGGCAAUGUGAGCUAUGUUUGGUAUAGAGGGAAGGAGCUGAUCGAGACCCCAAACAAUCUCAGCAAACUGGAGGAACAGAUUGAUGUCCACAGCUUGGAAAACUACACCUGCAACGUCAGCAACCCAGUCAGCUGGGUAAACCACACCUUCUCCCAGAGCUGUGACAAUAAGCAACACACCUUUGUGGACUACUUGGUGUUCAUCGUGAUUUUUCUAAUCAUCCUGCUCCUGGUCACCCUCACCUGCUUCUGUGUGUGGAGGAGGAAGAGGAAGCAGUGCCAUAUCGUCCCAGGGGAACCUCUGACAGUUUAUGAAGACGUCAACAACUUGCAAAACAGGUGUAAUCAAAUGCAGAGGCAGAAUCCCCCCGGAGAAGGAAGCACCAUCUACUCCAUGAUCCAGUCGCAGUCCUCGGCUCCCACAUCACAAGAAACAAAUACAUUGUAUGCGCUGAUACAGCCUUCCCGGAAGUCUGAAUCCAAGAAGAAGAACCAGAGCUCUUCCUUCAGUUAUACCAUCUAUGAAGAGGUUGGAAAGACACAACUCAAAGCCCAGAACCCUGCCCGACUGAGCCACAGGGAGCUGGAGAACUUCUGUAUAUAUUCCUAGUUGCUGUAGCUGUUCUCCCCUCCCUUAACAUCCCAGCGUUGCUUUGGGAAUCAGCGCAAUGGAUGAUACCACAUGAGUUUACAGAAUGGUGCACAGUCUAGAGAGGACAUGGGAGUUUUUUAUAGUCUAUGUCUUGUUUCGAAAAUGAUUUCUAGUAAGAGCGAAUCUGUUAAAUAAUAUCUCUAACUUACAGACUGGAUGAGAAUGAGUAGACCGUUGGGUAGUUCAUCGUAGACUGCAAAGCAAGUCGACCGCCACACAGCAAGUUUAUCAAGUGCUAUGCCGAUGCAGGCUGCUGUUAUUACUAGCAUUACGAUCCCUUCCUCUGGUUUUCUAAUGUGUGACUCAUCUUUCCUCCUCUCUAAUCGGGAAAGACCACGUUUCCAGACUCUCCCCUUGCCCAGGCCCAUCUUCCAAAGAGGGAGGAAAGAUAGGGUGACUCAGAGAAAGAGAAACAGCCCCCCGCCGUGAGGAUGGACUAACCAGCUGUGAGCCACAGGCAGCUUCUCCAGGAGGCCCGGGCCUAGG
This is a messenger RNA of Enhydra lutris kenyoni (northern sea otter), 1631 nucleotides long. RefSeq names its product CD244 molecule. The record is from RefSeq and is a predicted model, not a curated record. Gene Ontology annotation, molecular function: MHC class I protein binding. Gene Ontology annotation, biological process: natural killer cell activation involved in immune response. Gene Ontology annotation, cellular component: external side of plasma membrane. NCBI's taxonomy places the organism in Eukaryota, Metazoa, Chordata, Mammalia, Carnivora, Mustelidae. Bases 12 to 1103 code for a protein of 363 amino acids. The transcript has 9 exons.